AUGGUUUGCAUGGCGGGGCAUUUUAAAAUGUCUUCUGUGCUGAAGCUUGUAAUGAUGGAAAAUCACACAGCACCAGAUGACGUGAUCCGUGAGAUGACAGCUGCACAGGUCCUACAAAAGCAACUGUUUGAUGCACACGAACCAAAUUUGCUAGAUGAAAAUGAUAUGCAUAUAUUUGGAUCAAAACCGAUGGCCGACCCAUUGGACUUGGUCUGCUGUAGUACUUGCAAGAAGCCAGUCAAAGCCAGCCAAUAUGCAGUUCAUACAGAGCAAUGUAGCUCAGGGAAGGUAAACACAAAUGAUUCAGUGGGUGUAGAUCAUGCCAGUCCUACAAAGCCCCUGAAGAAGGGCAGAAAAAUAAAGUUGAUAAGUAAUGGAAAUCAAAAAGUGCACAUAAAAGUGAAAGCAAAAUCUCAACCUGAAAGCAAGAACGUUGCCAAUAGUUUCGAAUUGGACAAUGGGCAUGCCACUUCCACAGGUGCGCCAGUUCCUCUUGCAACAAAAAUGUAUCAUUCACAGGGCAACUACCGUCUUCGAAUGGAGCUUGGCCAGCUUUACCGCGAAUCAUGUGUGCAGCAUUUGAGUGGCCACACAACUCCAAAUGUGUCACAUGAGAAUGGAUUGAUGGCGUCACGGUUUACCCCAUGCGGCAACUCAGCAUUACCUGCUUCUCAGAAGAGCCUUGUUCCUCAAACAAAGCCUCUUGCAAGCGCAUCUGAACUGUGCUCAGGAUUCCCUCGGCAAUUAGCAGCAAGCAGGCCUAACCAGUCACAAGGAAUCAAAACUGAGAGAGCAAGUACACAAGCAUCUGCAAUUAAAACUGAAGGUUCACGAUCCAGAGGCAAUAAAACUACUGUUCCCCAUUCGAGAAACAAAGGCAGCAAGAAGACGCAGCAGCAACCUAAUGGACAUGUUCAUGUCAUCAAGUCCUCCGUAAUUUAUUGGUCAAGUGGAAGUGUCUCCACUGGUGAACAGUCUCUUCUUUUCUCCUUUCCUAAUGAAAUUGGUUAUUGUCAGGAUGGUUCUGAUUUGGACCGUCCCGAUUCGAGGUUGUUUUGGUUCGUCGGCUAUUGGUACAAGAAGCUAACAGCACUAGUUGUAGCACUGAUGAUGAAGUUACCUGUAAAUACGACCGCAAAGGCCUUCGCUUAUUCCUGCCCCUCUUGCUGCGGAAGGUUGUGA
Miscanthus lutarioriparius is the source of this 1182-nucleotide messenger RNA. The record is from the annotation of a GenBank genome assembly. Lineage: Eukaryota; Viridiplantae; Streptophyta; Magnoliopsida; Poales; Poaceae.